UUUUUUUUUUUCAUCUCAUAACAUGGUUUCUUCAAGUCUCUUUGAUCCUCGUACUAUUGAAUCAACAAAAAAUACCAUUGCUGCUUUUAUCAAGACAAUGUUUUCUCAAAAACCAAAUGUAUCUACUACAGCUGUUGUAUGUUCUGCAGUUGUUGGUCUCUUUGCUUAUGAACAAUACGUAUAUUUAAAGAAAAAGAAAUCCUUACCUGGUCCUAAAUUCAAAAUUCCUGUUAUUGGUGCAUUUAUGGAUUCUCUUUAUCCUACUUUUGAAGGAUAUAUGAACAAAUGGAAAAGUGGUGAAUUAUCAUGUGUUGGUGUUUUUGACAGAUUUGUAGUGAUUGCUUCUACUUGUGAACUCAGUCGAAAGAUUUUGAAUGCACCUGCUUACGCCGAACCUGCUGUAGUGGAUUCUAUGAAACAUAUUCUUUGUGCUGAUAAUUGGGUAUUCCUUAGUGGUAAAUCUCACGUGGAUUAUCGAAAAGGUUUGAAUGUUUUAUUCACUAGAAAGGCUCUUGGUAUGUACAUUCCCAUUCAAGAAUCUGUAUAUCAAAAGCAUUUCGAUAAAUGGUUGUCAUUCAAUGGUGAAAAACAACAAUUCCAGUGGCAUUUCCGUGAACUUAAUAUGGAAUCUUCUCUUCGUGUCUUUUUGGGUUUUCACAUGUCUGAUAAGGUAGCUGAAACCAUUUCUCAAGAAUAUUUCAAUAUCACUGCUGCUUUAGAACUCGUCAAUUUCCCUAUCCCUCUUCCUGGUACCAAGGUUUACAAGGCCAUUCAAUCUCGAAAAUACAUUGUACAUCAUUUUAUUGAAGCCAUCAAGGAUAGUCGUGUGCGUAUGGACAAUGGUGGUGAAGUCAAAUCCAUGAUGGAUGCUUGGAUUUCUUCCAUGAAGGAAUAUGAAAUGGAAUGUGAACGUGAAGGAAAACCUGCUCCUCGCAAAUUCGAUGAUCGUGAAGUUGCUUUGACUAUCUUAACCUUUUUAUUUGCCUCUCAAGAUGCCACUUCCUCUGCUAUGACUUGGGCCUUCCAAUUAUUGGCUGAUCAUCCUGAUGUAUUAGAAAAAGUGCGACAAGAACAAAUCAAGGUGCGAAAUGGAAAAUUGGAUACUGAAUUGUCAUUGGAAUUAAUGGAGGAAUCAGUCUACUUGCGUCAAGUCGUCAAAGAAAUCUUACGUCUACGACCUCCUGUCUUGAUGGUACCUUAUCAAACUACUCGUGAAUGGCCUUUGACUUCUAGUUAUACUGUCCCCAAAGGUGCUAUGUUGAUUCCUACUACUUAUCCUGCUCUUCAUGAUGCCACUGCUUAUCCCAACCCAGAUUCCUUUGAUCCUGAUCGAUGGGGUCCCACUGGUCAUGCUGAAAAGUAUCCCAAGAACUUUAUGGUCUUUGGUAAUGGUCCUCAUCAUUGUCUUGGAAAAGAAUACGCCAUCAUGCAUCUUAUGGCUACUUUGGCUCAAGCUUCUUUACAAUUAAAUUGGACUCAUUAUCGUACUGAUAAAAGUGAUGAUAUCUCUAUCUUUGCCACCAUUUAUCCUCAAGAUGGUUGUAUCAUGAGUUUCCAUCCUAGAGAAACUACUGCUUAAGAUUUUAUUCAUCACUAUUAUUCUCCAUCCUUUUCAUUCACACACACGCAUAUCAUCCUUAUUUUUUUUUUCUUUUCCACCUUCUAUUGAUUCGUUCGAAACGAUAUUUCCCCUACAUUAAUUUUACUUGUCCUUUUGCCUAGUUCAUAAUAGUUUUUUUCCUCUCAGUUUUUUUUUUUUUAAUUUAUUUAUUUAUUUAUUUAUCUAUUUAUACUCUUAUUAUAUAAAAACUAUUAAUAAUAU
Halteromyces radiatus is the source of this 1822-nucleotide messenger RNA. RefSeq names its product cytochrome P450. The record is from RefSeq and is a predicted model, not a curated record. Gene Ontology annotation, biological process: sterol metabolic process. The coding region runs from base 23 to 1579 and encodes 518 amino acids. The transcript has 4 exons. Lineage: Eukaryota; Fungi; Mucoromycota; Mucoromycetes; Mucorales; Cunninghamellaceae. Gene Ontology annotation, molecular function: oxidoreductase activity, acting on paired donors, with incorporation or reduction of molecular oxygen; iron ion binding; monooxygenase activity.